This is a messenger RNA of Iphiclides podalirius (scarce swallowtail), 1617 nucleotides long. Lineage: Eukaryota; Metazoa; Arthropoda; Insecta; Lepidoptera; Papilionidae. The record is from the annotation of a GenBank genome assembly.
AUGCCUGGAGCCGUGUGUGAAAUUAUUGAUGACAUUGAAGAUUUGAUUUCUUCCCAGGAUAUCACUCCUAAGGAAAGGUACGCAAGUAGAAAAAAUGUGAACGUGAGAUCUAAGAAACGGCAAAAUGAUGUUGAACCCGUUGAGAAGAUAGUGUUGCAAAGUGUUGUGCCAGGAACACAAACAAUUUAUGUAAAGACAUGGGGCUGUGCACACAACAAUUCGGACUCAGAGUAUAUGGCAGGGUUAUUAGCAGCCAAUGGCUAUCGACUUACGGAGGAUAAGUGGCAGGCGCAGCUAUGGCUCCUAAAUUCUUGCACUGUUAAGAGUCCAGCCGAAGACCACUUCAAGAACGAGAUCGAGUUGGGUCAGAGCCGCGGCAUACACGUGGUGGUGGCAGGCUGCGUGCCGCAGGGCGCCCCUCGAGCCUCCUACCUCCAGGGUCUGAGCGUGGUGGGCGUGCAGCAGAUAGACCGGAUCGUGGAGAUUGUCGAGGAGACUCUGAAGGGUCACACGGUCCGCCUGUUCGGGCAGAAGAAGACGGGCGAGGGUCGGAAAGCGGGCGGGGCCUCCCUCCUGCUGCCCAAAGUGCGCAAAAACCCCCUCAUAGAGAUCAUAGCGAUCAACACUGGCUGCCUCAACCAGUGCACGUACUGCAAAACCAAGCACGCUAGGGGCGAGCUGGGCAGUUACCCCCCCGAAGAGAUAGUAGAGAGGGCGCGGCAGUCGUUCGAUGAGGGCGUUUGCGAGAUUUGGCUGACCAGCGAGGACACCGGAACUUACGGCCGGGACAUCGGCACCUCGCUGCCGGAGCUGCUGCGGCGGCUGGUCGAGGUGAUACCGGAGGGCGGCCGCCUCCGCCUGGGCAUGACCAACCCGCCCUACAUCCUCGACCACCUGCAGCAGGUGGCCGAAAUCAUGCGCCACCCACGGGUCUACAAGUUCCUCCACGUGCCCGUGCAGUCGGGAAGCGACAGAGUCCUCGCUGACAUGAAGCGCGAGUACACCCGCGCCGACUUCGAACGCGUCGUCGACUACCUUAAGGAGCAGGUGCCAGGCAUCACGAUCGCGACGGACAUCAUCUGCGGCUUCCCCACCGAGACGGAGGAGGACUUCGAGGAGACGAUGCGCCUCUGCGCCAAGUACAAGUUCCCCUCGCUCUUCAUCAACCAGUUCUUCCCCAGGCCGGGAACGCCCGCCGCCAAGAUGCCCAGGGUCCCCACCCAAGAGGUGAAACGGCGCACGAAGCGUCUGUCGGAGCUGUUCCGCUCGUACGAACCUUACGGCGACAGGCUCGGCGAGGUUCAAACGGUGCUCGUGACGGAGCUGUCGCACGACCGCGACCACUUCGUCGGCCACAACGAGUUCUACGAGCAAGUGCUCGUGCCGAAAGCUGACGAGUUCAUCGGAAAGCUGCUCACCGUCGAGAUAACGGGCGCGACCAAGUUCUCGAUGAGCGGCAAGCCUGUCGCCCGCCCGGAGGCGGCCGGCCUGCAGCCGCCGCUGAAGAGGGGCGAGGUGUCAGGCCUGUCGCUCGUCCAGGAAAAACGCCGACAGCCCCCCCUGCCGCUCCUGUUUCUCCUGCUCGCUGUCGUCGUCAGGUUCAUCUGGAUGCUGUUA